This is a messenger RNA of Amborella trichopoda, 3863 nucleotides long. RefSeq lists its product as uncharacterized. The record is from RefSeq and is a predicted model, not a curated record. Gene Ontology annotation, biological process: glucan catabolic process. Gene Ontology annotation, molecular function: beta-glucosidase activity. NCBI's taxonomy places the organism in Eukaryota, Viridiplantae, Streptophyta, Magnoliopsida, Amborellales, Amborellaceae.
UUCUCUCACUUGGGCUAAGCACUCUGUUUUCUCUAUGCUUUUACUCUAAGCUCUCUCUUGGGCUUUUGGGUUUUUCUGUUGACGCACAUUUGUGCAUUACUAACAGUGAUCUUGCUUUCGUGCUCUGGUUUUUAUAUGAAGGCAUAUUUCUAUGAGUUUAUUGCUCUCUGUUAGUAGACUGAUUUUGCAUGAGUUUUGGAGAGAGAGAGGAGAAAGCAAUGAAAUGGAGAAUUGAAUUUACUCUGAUUGUCAGACAAAAACAUCAGUAUUUUAUUUACUUUUUUGUAUUUUAUUGUUUUUAUACUAAUAUUGAUGAAGUAGCCAAUAUAACUACAUAUAAUGUACUUUGAUUAUCAAAUAAAAACUUCAUAUACUGUUUAAUUUCAGUUCUCCUUACUGGAGUAAUCUUAGUUUAGGAUUCUGGUAAUCUAGCUUUGGGGAUCUCAGGUUCAUACAUUGAUUAGGUUCUAAAACUAGUUGCUUUGUCUAGUCCAUUAUUACAAAAAUAUCAAGAUCAUUUGCCAUAGUUAGAAACCAUGAUUUUUAUUUUUGACAGUGAGAAAUCAUGCUUAGGCAAUCACCUCAAAGCUUUUGAUUCAUAUAAAGGAUAUAAAAAAAUUUCUCCUUUUCUCUUCAACAUUAUGGAGGACGCACCAUGAAUAGUGGUGUUUAGCUCUUGCAUUUGCUUGUAAUCAUGCUUCUUAUUUUUAUGACUUAUGAAACAAGCUAAGUCCAGUAUUGAAGCUGAAUAUAGGCUGUUCCUUUUCCUGAUCAAUAAUGUAUAAUAAAAUAACACCUCUUUCAUUCCUCACAAUCUAUUUAAACUUAUAAUUUAUAAAGCUCCUGUUUUCAUCUUUUUUUUUUUCUUUUUCUUUUUCUUUUUGAGUACCUCACAUUGAACUCUGGCCUAUGUAAGGCUCAAUUUCAUGACAGAGUAAAACACCAUAAUUAUAAGGGAAGUUAUUUAUUAAAAGAAAACACUCCUGUAUAAGAAGCGAGUUCCAAAUCAAAAGAAAUUGAGUUCAAAGUUAUGGGGAGAGAUUUGAUGGUAUGCAUGUCAAGAAAUAACCCCUAUUUGUAGUAAGGAUUUGGGCUGCCCAAGUUUUGAAUAUUGCAUAACUCCAAUAUGUAUGUAGACUUAUAGAGCUCACUUUUUCCUUUCUGAUCUUCUUUUGUUUGUUGAACUGUUGUUGGCCAAUUCUUCAGGUAUAUAAAAGUCUGGAGAACGAAACUCAAAACAUUUCUUACCUGGUUAAUCGAUGUUUCAAAAUAUUCAUUCAUCUAUUCAUACGCUGAGAUUUUUUUUUUAUAUUCGAUUGUGAAUCAACAGAAGACCCAAAAAAUGGCACAGCUUCAAAAGAUUUGUAUCAGACUUCUGUUGUUUAUAUGUUUGGUGGUAACAAGUGAAUCAGCCACUUUGACGUACAAAGAUCCCAAGGCACCUCUUCAAUCUCGUAUCGAAGAUCUUUUGAAGCAGAUGACUCUUGCUGAAAAGAUUGGACAAAUGACCCAAAUUGAUCGCUCAGUUGCAACGCAAGAUGUGAUGAAGAACUAUUCAAUAGGAAGCGUCUUGAGUGGAGGGGGGAGUAUUCCUAAACCUAAUGCCACCGUUGAAGAUUGGGUUAAUAUGGUCAAUGAUUUUCAAAAAGGUGCAUUAUCAUCUCGUCUACAGAUUCCUAUGAUCUAUGGAAUUGAUGCUGUUCAUGGCCAUAAUAAUGUCUAUGGGGCUACCAUAUUCCCUCACAAUAUUGGUCUUGGAGCUACCAGGGACCCUGAGCUGGCAAAGAGGAUCGGUGUUGCAACCGCUUUGGAAGUCCGAGCAACUGGCAUUCCUUAUGUUUUUGCACCAUGCCUUGCGGUUUGCAGAGAUCCUCGAUGGGGUCGAUGCUAUGAGAGUUUCAGUGAGAAUCCCGAAAUUGUUGAGGCAAUGACUGAGGUAAUUGUGGGGUUGCAAGGAGGAGAACCAUCUCAGAAGGGAACCCCUUUUGUGACUGGAAAGCAAAGUGUUGCGGCUACUGCCAAGCAUUUUGUGGGUGAUGGAGGGACGGUCAGAGGCAUUGACGAGAACAACACUGUAAUUGAUUACCAUGAUUUGCUUUCCAUACACUUGCGCCCUUACUAUCGAGCCAUAAUUAAAGGAGUCUCAAGUGUGAUGGUUUCAUAUUCUAGCUGGAAUGGGGUCAAGAUGCAUUCCAAUCGCAAAUUGGUCACUGGUUUACUCAAAAGCACCCUUCGUUUCAGGGGUUUUGUCAUCUCUGAUUGGCAAGGUAUUGAUCGCAUUACAAGUCCUCCUGGCUCCAACUAUAUGUUUUCUGUCCAUGCUGGCGUCAAUGCCGGUAUUGACAUGAUCAUGGUUCCUUAUAACUACACCGAUUUUAUUAAUGAUUUAACUGACCAAGUCAACAGCAAGUCCAUCCCAAUGAGCCGGAUUGAUGACGCUGUAAGAAGGAUACUGAGAGUCAAGUUUCAAAUGGGUCUUUUUGAGAACCCCAUGGCCGACCUCAGCUUGAAAGACCACUUUGGCAGUCGGAAGCAUAGAGAAUUGGCUAGAGAAGCGGUGAGGAAAUCUCUUGUUCUACUGAAGAAUGGGAAGGAUGGUGACAAGCCAUUGUUGCCUGUUGAUAAAAAAGCUCCCAAGAUUCUUGUUGCAGGAACUCAUGCUGAUAAUUUGGGUUACCAAUGUGGUGGAUGGACUAUUACAUGGCAGGGAGGAAGUGGAAAUACCACAAUAGGAACGACGAUUCUUAGCGCCAUUCGAUCUACAGUGGACCCCCAUACGGAGGUGGUCUACCAAGAGAACCCUGAUCCGUCCUCUCUCAAGGCAAAUGACUACUCCUAUGGAAUCGUAGUGGUGGGUGAGCUGCCCUAUGCCGAGUUUGAUGGUGAUAGCACCACCCUAACGAUGAUAGAGCCAGGCCCAACCAUCAUAAAAAAUGUUUGUGCUUCUAUGAAGUGUGUAGUUGUUGUGGUAUCAGGAAGACCCAUAGUCUUGGAGCCAUACGUGCCAUAUAUGGAUGCAUUGGUGGCUGCAUGGCUUCCGGGAACUGAAGGCCAAGGUUUGGCCGAUGUGCUCUUUGGGUUCUAUCCAUUUUCAGGUUGGUCCACUCUGGUGUUGUUGGAAAGGCGAUGAGGGGUGAUGCCAUAUUUUACUUUAUGACCAUGUUUCUGUUGUUGCAUUUAUUAUUAUUUAUUCACAGUAUUCCCUCAUAUUUGAGCAGCUAAUAUAUAAACAAUAUGGAUGUGUUGUGAUAAUUAAUUUGGGAUUGUAAGAAAACAAUGUGAACCAUUGUACUGCUUUUCCGUUUCUUUCUGACACGUCUUCCCAAUUCAAAGACAAUGUCGUUAUUUACUCGCAAUGGGCCUCCUCUCGCUUCUCUCUCUCUCUGUAAAAGGGGUGUCUUUAUUUUUUGCUUUUGAUUUAUUAUUGGCAAGUGAAGGUUUCCUUUUUCUAUGGUGGGAUCCAAAUAAUCCUUCAGCAGCAUGAAUGCAGAGAAAAGGGCAUAUUUACAGACUUCUACUAAGAAAUAAGAGUAUAUGCUUUUACUAAGAAAUAACAGUCUUUUCUGUCAGUCCUCUCUCUCUCUCUCUCUCUCUCUCACUCAGACACCCACAAAACAAAAAGAGCAGUUGAGAUUCAGUAGCGAUUCUACAACUUUUGACAGUCUGAAGCAACAAAAUUUGGCAGUCUUUAGAUUGAAUGUCAAACACAUGCUUACUAGCGAGGGGUUCUUUGCUGAAUCUUCCGACCUCAUUGGAGUGUAUUACAUACGUAAACUAGGAAUUUACCGUUGUUUAUUUAACAAUUACAAUUUUUUUUAUUUUUUCCUUUUUUCUUGGAUGAAGUUUACGGGCACAGUUUCAUC